Messenger RNA from Kalmanozyma brasiliensis GHG001, 1626 nucleotides. RefSeq lists its product as uncharacterized. The transcript is spliced from 2 exons. NCBI's taxonomy places the organism in Eukaryota, Fungi, Basidiomycota, Ustilaginomycetes, Ustilaginales. Gene Ontology annotation, molecular function: flavin adenine dinucleotide binding; NADP binding; N,N-dimethylaniline monooxygenase activity. The coding region runs from base 1 to 1626 and encodes 541 amino acids. The record is from RefSeq and is a predicted model, not a curated record.
AUGACUGAGCACUACGAUGUUGUAGUGAUCGGCGGAGGCUUCGCGGGCAUCUACCAUCUCUACAUGCUCCGCAAGCUCGGCUUCAACACUCAUCUCUACGACGCUGCUAGCGACUUUGGCGGUAUCUGGAGGCUUAACUGCUAUCCCGGCGCACGUGUAGACAGUGAGGUCCCACUCUACGGUCUCUCGUUCCCUGAGGUGUGGAAGUCAUGGAACUUUUCAUGCAAGUAUCCCGACUACAAGGAGCUCCGCCACUACUUCAACCACCUCGAUGACAAGCUCCAGCUCCGCAAGGACUGCAGCUUCAACCACCGUGUCCACAGUGCCCACUGGGACGACUCUAAGCAGCAAUGGACCGUCACUGCGGGCCCAAGCAAGGACAAAACCGUUACCGCCACCGCUCAGCACGUCAUCUUCUGCCUCGGCUUCGCUUCCAAGGUCAACAUCCCCAAGAUCCCUGGCAUGGACAAGUUCAAGGGCCAAAUCAUUCACACGGGCGAGUGGGAGGAGUCGAUCGACUGCUCGGGCAAGAAGGUCGCCGUCAUCGGUACCGGCGCUUCGGGCAUCCAGGUCAGUCAGGAAAUCGGCCAGGUUGUCGACCGCCUCACCGUCUUUGUCCGCACGCCCAAUCUCGCUCUUCCCAUGCGACAGCAGAAGCUCGAGGCGAGCGCACAGGAGGCUUUCAAGGACAUCUACCCAGAGAUCUUUGACAAGCGCAAGAAGACCUUUGGCGGCUUCCACUACGACUUUGACCCUCGCGCCACCCUCUCGGUCUCGGCCGAAGAGCGCGAGCGCACCUUUGAGGAGCUGUGGGCGCGCGGCGGCUUCCACUUCUGGCUCGAGACCUUCCACGACCUGUACGCCGACAAGGAUGCCAACAAGACGGCGUACGACUUUUGGCAGAAGAAGGUGGCGCAGCGCAUCCAGGAUCCUAAGAAGCGCGAGAUUCUCUGCCCGGAGGAGUGGCCUCACACGUUCGGCACCGUUCGCCCGUCGCUCGAGCAGAACUACUACGAGGUGAUGAAUCAGGACAACGUCGAGAUCGUCUCGAUCAAGCGCGGUGGCGAGGAGGGCAUCAAAGAGCUCACCGAGAAGGGCGUGCUGCUCAACAGCGGCCGAGAGAUUGAGCUGGACCAGAUCAUCCUCGCCACGGGCUUCGACACGCACACUGGCGGCUUCAAGCAAAUUGACAUUCGCGGCAAGAACGGUCUCCCCUUGACCGACAAGUGGGCCCAAGGUUGCAACUCGCUCAACGGCCUCAACACGGCCAAGUUCCCGAACUUGUUCUUCCUCUACGGCCCCCACGGCCCCACUGCCUACUCCAACGGACCCUCCACCGUCGAGGUCCAGGCCGAAUGGGUUUGUGAGAUGAUCAAGUACAUGCGCGACAACCAGAUCUCCCACUUUGACGUCCAGGACGAGGCAGAGGCAAAGUUCGGUGAACAUAUCAACGAGCUCUCGGCCAAAACGCUCUUCCACGAGAGCCACGGCUGGUACAUGGGCAGGAACAUCCCUGGCAAGCCGGUGCAGGCGUUGAACUUUACCGGUGGCAUCCCGCUGUAUGUGAGCGAGCUGGCGGAGUGCAGGAAGGAGGGAUAUAAGGGGUAUGAUUUGGUCAAGGCAUGA